AUGACCGAGGUCGGUUGGUGGAAGCUGACCUUCCUCCGGAAGAAGAAGUCCACUCCCAAGGUGCUAUAUGAGACCCCCGACUCCUAUGCCCAGACGGACGGGGGCACGGAGCCCCCGCGGCCCGAGGCUGGGGCCCCCAACAGCGACUUUAGCACCCGCCUGGAGAAGAUUGUGGACAAGAACGCCAAGGGCAAGCAUGUCAAAGUCUCCAAUUCGGGCCGCUUCAAGGAGAACAUAAAAGUUCGAGCCACACUGGCGGAGAACCCCAACCUAUUUGAUGACCGGGAGGGCAAAAAACAGUGA
Molecule: messenger RNA, 303 nt
Organism: Cynocephalus volans (Philippine flying lemur)
Lineage: Eukaryota; Metazoa; Chordata; Mammalia; Dermoptera; Cynocephalidae
Gene: PRR15L
Product: proline rich 15 like
Exons: 1
Coding region: 1-303 (100 amino acids)
Source: RefSeq, a predicted model, not a curated record